UAUGGGUUAUGUUAUCAUCAGUAUGAGGAAUUCAGAAUCAGUGUCUUCUUCUUCUUCUUCUUCUGCUGCCUGAUGAAGAAGAAGACGAUCAAGCAAGCCAAGCUUAUUAACAACAAAAAUUAGAUUAAUAAUAGCAAUAAGCAUAGACCUCUACAACUUUGGUAGUUGGAAAUCUAAAUCCAAAUCCGAAAUCCCCAAGAAUGCUUUCACUGAAACAUGUAGCAAAAUCUAGGGCCUUGCUCUCCCCAAUUGUUAUCCUAAUCUCCACCUCUCCGACAACCUCUUCCUUGUCCCUACAUCCCCAUUUGUAUUAUUACUACGCAGCAUCGUUUUCCUCGGCCUCAACCAACAGCAAUCCAUUCCUACAUGCUUCCCCCGAUCUUUUGGUCUCCUCCUUCAAGGACUGGUUCAAGCGCCGCGACAACGUCCUUUUGGAUCAAAUCUUCGCCAUCUUAGGCACCCAGGUCGACGACGACUUGGCCUCGAGCCGCGCCGCCGACCUCACGCUCUCUCAGCUCGGCCUGCGCCUCUCCGAGGCCUUCGUGUUGGAGGUUCUGAGCUACGGCAAAGACGUGCUCGCCUGCAUCAAGUUCUUCGACUGGGCUGGCCGCCAGCCGGGCUUCUACCACACCCGCGCCACCUUCAACGCCAUAUUGAAGAUCCUCUCCAAGGCCGAGCUCAUGUCCCUCAUGCUGGACUUCCUCGAUAACUACAGGAGGCAACGCUACCUUCACAGGGUUCGCUUCCACGACACUUUAGUGAUGGGUUAUGCUGUUGCGGGUAAGCCCGAAGUUGCGCUCCAACUGUUUGCUAAAAUGCGGUUUCAAGGUCUUGACUUGGAUUCUUUUGCUUAUCACGUGCUUUUGAAUGCUUUGGUGGAGGAGAGUUGUUUCGACGCGGUUGAGGUCAUUCUCAAGCAGAUUCAGAUGAGGGGUUUGGAGAGUGAGAUCACGCAUUCGAUUAAGGUGAAGUGUUACUGGAAGCAGAAUCGGUUGGACGAGGCUGAAGCUUUCUUGCGCGGGUUGGUGAGUCAAGGACGGGAUACGAAUGGCCAUGUAGUGAGCGUGCUCUUGGAUGCAUUUUGUAAGAAUAAUAUGUUCGAGAAAGCAGGGAAGUUGGUGGAGGAGUUUCAGGAGUCGGGGAUGGUGCCAAUGGAGCAAGCGUAUGGAGUGUGGAUAAGGGAUCUUGCUCAGGCUGGGAGGUUGAGCGAAGCUUUGGAGUUCCUGCGGAGCAAGAAGUCAUUGGAAGGGUAUGUUCCUGAAGUGUUCCGGUACAAUGUUUUGAUAUGUCGGCUUUUGAGGGAGAACCGGCUCGAGGAGUUGUGCGAUUUGCUGAUGGAAAUGAAGGAGGGUCAGAUAUGCCCUGACAAGGUCACCAUGAAUGCUGCAUUGUGUUUUUUUUGUAAAGCUGGGAUGGUGGAUGUUGCGCUUGAGUUGUACAAAUUGAGGUCUGAAUUUUCGCUCUCUCCUAAUUGCAUGGCUUAUAACUAUUUGAUCAAUACUCUGUGUGGUGAUGGAAGCAUUGAUGAAGCGUAUUCCGUGUUGAAGAAUUCUAUUGACCAAGGUUAUUUCCCUGGUAGAAAAACGUUUUCUAUACUUGCAGAUGCUUUGUGCAGAGAAGGAAAGCUUGAUAAGAUGAAGGACUUGGUCCUUGUUGCCUUGGAGAGGAAUGUUAUGCCAAGCACUUCCACAUACGACAAGUUUAUAUCUGCUUUGUGUAGGGGUAGGAGGGUAGAAGAUGGGUAUUUGAUACACGGGGAACUCAACAGAAUAAAUAAAGUUAGUAAAAAGAAUACUUACUUUAACUUGAUACACGGUUUUAACAAGUCGAACAGGGGAGAUAUUGCAGCUAGGCUUCUUAUUGAGAUGCAAGAAAAGGGUUACAUCCCGACUCGAGCCUUGUUCAGAGCUGUUAUUCAUUGUCUGUGUGAUAUGGAAAAUCCGGAAAAGCAGUUUCUUAAUUUGUUGGAGAUGCAGUUGUCUCAUCACGAACCCAAUUGUCAGAUUUACAACUUCUUUAUUGAUGGAGCUGGGCAUGCCAAAAAGCCUGAGCUGGCUAGAGAAGUAUUUGAGAUGAUGAGGAGAAGUGGGAUUGAGCCCAAUGUGAGUUCUGACAUUCUUAUGUUGCAGAGUUAUAUAAGGAGUGAAAGAAUUGCAGAUGCUUUGAAUUUCUUCACUGAUUUGCGCCAGAGAAGAAGGAUUGGGAGAAAAAUAACCAAUUCCAUGAUUGUUGGUCUCUGCAAAGUGAACAAGGUGAAUAUUGCAUUGGAUUUCAUGAGGGAAAUGAGGAAUAAUGGAGUGGUUCCAAGCGCUGAAUCUUACGAGUAUCUCAUAAAGCUGUUGUGCUCUAGUGGAGAGUAUGAUACGGUGAUAAAUCUUAUUGAUGAAUUGGAGAAAGUUGGGCGCCAGAUAACUUCUUUUAUGGGCAAUGUACUUUUGCUGCACUCUUUGAAGAGCCGAGAGCUUUAUGACACUUGGGUUCGUUGGAGGGAGGUGCAGGAUAAUAAAUCUUCUCGUACUUCAAUUCUUGGGCUGCUGGUUGGUGCAUUUUCUGGCCGAGUUAGAGUUAGCCAAGACAUUGAGAACUUGGAAGAAGUGGUUGAAAAGUGCUUCCCGCUUGACACAUACACAUACAAUAUGUUGUUGAGAAGGCUAUGCAUGAGGGAGAUGGACCUUGCUUGUGAGUUGUUCAAUCGAAUGUGUCAGAAAGGGUAUGAACCUAAUCGAUGGACUUAUGACACCUUAGUGCAUGGCUUUUUCAAACAUGGGAGGAAAGCUGAGGCUAAGAGGUGGGUAGAAGAGAUGUUCCGAAGAGGGUUUGAUCCAUCCGAGCGUACCCUGCAAUUCAUUUAGUGAGUAUUUUCGUCUACCAGUUUUGCCAUAUUUGUUUUGUUGCUUUAAAACUAAAAUCUCAUUAUGAUUGAAGCGGUGAUUAGAAAGAAUAAGGUCACUAAAACUAAGAAGAUACCUCUUCAUGUUCUAUUGAUCAGAAGCUGGCUUAGAAUUCUAUUUAUAAGGGCCUAAGGCUCUAUUUGAUAUC
Molecule: messenger RNA, 3039 nt
Organism: Alnus glutinosa
Lineage: Eukaryota; Viridiplantae; Streptophyta; Magnoliopsida; Fagales; Betulaceae
Product: pentatricopeptide repeat-containing protein At1g71210, mitochondrial
Exons: 1
Coding region: 201-2852 (883 amino acids)
Molecular function (GO): protein binding
Source: RefSeq, a predicted model, not a curated record